Messenger RNA from Entamoeba histolytica HM-1:IMSS, 729 nucleotides. RefSeq lists its product as uncharacterized. The record is from RefSeq and is a predicted model, not a curated record. Lineage: Eukaryota; Evosea; Mastigamoebida; Endamoebidae. The transcript has a single exon. Gene Ontology annotation, molecular function: GTP binding; GTPase activity. Gene Ontology annotation, biological process: endoplasmic reticulum membrane fusion. Gene Ontology annotation, cellular component: endoplasmic reticulum. The annotation marks the transcript as partial.
AUGGACGAAGUUUCUCCAACAAAACAUUUUACAAGUAAACCAUUAUUACCAACUAAAACCCCAAGAGACAAGGCAAUUAGUCAUUAUGUUAAUGCAUUAAAUUCACCAAGAAAUGUUGUUAAAACAGAAAUACCAGAAUGUGGGAUACAAAUAAUUGAUGGAGAUGGGAAUUUUGCAUCGACUGAUACAAGAGAAAGACCAUCAUUAAAAAAUUAUAUUUUAUCAAAACCAGAAUUCUUAAAACGAGGAAUGGAUUAUAAUGCAGUAGGUAUAUUAGGUGCUCAAAGUAGUGGAAAAUCUACAUUAUUAAAUUAUUUAUUUAAUACAAAAUUUAGGAUAUUAAAUGAAGUUAUGGGAAGAAGUAGAACUACCCAUGGAGUAUGGAUGGCAUUAUCAGGAAAAGAAUCAAAUAUUGUUGUAUUUGAUUUAGAAGGUACAGAUGGAUCAGCACGAGAAGAUGAUUAUUCAUUUGAAAGAAAAACAUCAUUAUUUAGUUUAUCAGUAUGUAGUGUAUUAAUGGUUAAUUUAUGGUCACAUGAUGUUGGAAGAUUUCAAGCAUCAAAUAUGUCAUUGUUAAAGACAGUGUUUGAAUUAAAUCUUCAAUUAUUUGUCAAAGAAGAAACACCUAAAACGUUGAUUGUUUUUGUUAUUAGGGAUAGAGAAGCAGAUACACCUUUUGACCAAAUAGAAAGAGAUAUUAUGGAAGAUAUUAUGAGAAUUUGGGAUACA